Mizuhopecten yessoensis (Yesso scallop) is the source of this 929-nucleotide messenger RNA. Its product is annotated as mesencephalic astrocyte-derived neurotrophic factor homolog. Lineage: Eukaryota; Metazoa; Mollusca; Bivalvia; Pectinida; Pectinidae. Bases 207 to 770 code for a protein of 187 amino acids. The record is from RefSeq and is a predicted model, not a curated record. The transcript has 4 exons.
GACAAAUGUACAUGUGCUUCCUACAGGACACGUAAUUUUUACCGGCAUCUACGUACACGUUCAGUUUGUAUGAAAAAUAACAGACUCCAUAGAAUUAAGAAAUCAUUGAUUAGUGAGAACUGUUGUCGUGACAAACGGAGCAGUUUAAAGGACAUAUCAUACGACGAAAUAAUUAAGAAACGAAUAGGCCUAUAAUUGCUGAAGAAAUGAUGGGGAUUCAGAAAUUGUUGCUGUGUCUGACAGUUAUCGCGUGGUGCGUUGUCAAUGUCAAUGGGAAGUACAGACCAGAAGAAUGUGAAGCAUGUGUGAACUUCAUAAAGACAUUUGAUGAAACUUUAUCAGCUGAUGCACGCAAAAGUAUGGAUUCCAUCAAGACAGAAUUAAUAGACUUUUGUGAAAACACCAAAGUAAAAGAAUAUGAAAGAAUUUGUUACUACAUUGGAGGACUGAAGACUUCCGCUACAGCAAUACUCAAUGAGAUCACACGACCGCUGACCUUUAAUAAGCCGGCCGAGAAGAUUUGUGAAGUACUUGACAAAAAAGAUUCCCAGAUUUGUGAAGUAAAAAUAAAGAAGAAGAUUAACCUUGCUGAGGUUGACCUGAAGAAAUUGCGUGUUAAGCAGCUGAAGGAAAUUCUCAGUGACUGGAAUCGCAGUGAUGCUUGUAAAGGAUGUGCCGAGAAAUCAGACUUCAUAAGCAUAGUAGAGGAACUUAUGCCCAAGUACGACCAAGCCGCAUACAAACUACGACAACAAAAGCUAGAGUUAUAGUUUGGUUUAGAUUAUUUUGUUCAAAUUUUAUUUAUGAAGUAUGUUUUUUUUAAGAGAGAGGGAGAGAGAGAUUGUGUAUGUUGUUAAAACAUAUUUGGUAUGUUAAGUUGCUGUGUAUGUAUAUUUUUGUGUGCUAUAGACAGUGUUGGUCAGAACAAA